Molecule: messenger RNA, 7132 nt
Organism: Python bivittatus (Burmese python)
Lineage: Eukaryota; Metazoa; Chordata; Lepidosauria; Squamata; Pythonidae
Source: RefSeq, a predicted model, not a curated record
GAGAGUUGCUUCUGGUUUUGGAAGAGGAAGAUAUUUGUAUAUCUUGGUGUGAAUCUUUGGCUUCCGGAUCUAGGAAACCGGUCUGUUUGGGACUGACGUGCAGGGAUUACGAGGGAUCGCAGGGCGUUUUCCUCUCUAGCCCUCCCAGCAGUGGGAAAGGCUAGAGUGUCUAGAUUUAGUCCAUCCUGGGUGGUUACCAGCUGUUCCUGUGCGUGUAAAAUUACUUCAGAAAAAAUAAAGUAUCGAGCAGGGCUAGAAAAAACCAAGCCGUGGAAUAACUUGGUGUGUGGACAAAUCGGUUUUUAGACUGAAGUUGUGCCUGUGCUAUUUCUGAAUAUUCCUAAAAUAGAGGUGCCUUGGAGAAGCUGGACGAACCAUAAUGGGGGUCAGGCAGGCGACUGCUGGAGUUGCUUGAAAAACAUUGAAAAUGUUUGUUUCUAGUCGUUCCGUACCAGGCAAAACAACCACAGUAUUAUACACAAAUGGUCGCCGGACCUGUCUCUCACUUCAUUCCAAAUAUAGCACGCAGAGAUUUUCAGCCCUUUGGGUGAAGGGAUCCCUGUCUCAGCUGCUCUUGCUAAAAAAAAAAAGGCAACUGCCAGCGUUUCCUUUUUUCCGGUAAGAUGCCACGCUCGUUUCUUGCAGGGUGUCCUGGAAUCAGGCCCAAACCUUACACUGGCCAGUGGCUGCCACGGCAAAUAAGUAAUUCGGCUUUCUGUUGCCUGAAACUUUGGAUGAAUCUGCUGGCAGGAGGAGCCAAUACUGCAUUGCUGCCAGGGAGAGAAAGCCUGAGAAAGCUUGGAGCAGAGCCCAGAGAACAGUCCAAGAUCUUUGGAUGCUGAAGCCACGCCUGGGUGAAUGUGCAGCUAUUCCCCCGGGAGAAACCUGAAUAGCCUUCCCAACUCCUCGCCAUGGGGGACAUGAAGACCCCAGAUUUUGACGACCUCUUGGCGGCCUUUGACAUCCCUGAUAUCGACACCAGCGAGGCCAUCCAUUCUGGCCACGAGGAGGCAGAGACUCACAUCAGGCCCGUCCCCAUCGAGGCGGCCGCCCCGGAGCACAUCCUUCCGCAUGCAGACAUCACCACCGUCAGCGUCAUCGUGAAGAACACGGUCUGCCCCGAGCAGCUGGAGCCUGCGGACGGGCGCCUCAAGGACGGCCACCCGAUGGGCUCCCGCUUGUUGCAGAACGGUUUUGUGGCUCCCGAGGUGCCUCGCGCCUCCCCGGUCUCCUCCGCGGAAGCCGUAGCCCCCGCGAAUGGGGAGUGUUGGGCCCUGAAAGAGAAGGCGUCGAAGAGCCUGGAUAUCUUUUCUCCCUUCAGCCCUGAGCCUCACAAGGAGGGCGAGACAGACCUCAUCGACCAGCCACGGGGGUGCAAGGUGAAAGAGCAGGGCCUCUCAGGGCCAGCCAUCUCCCCAACGCCCAUCUUGUCUUCUGCCUCAGCUUUGGACUGCCCCGAACCCGUUCGAGAGAGCCUUGGGCCACCACCACCUCCGGCCUUCCCUCCGUCUUUCGAAGCCUGUCCAGCUGGUGGAAUUGGCCUCUCUUUAACUCCUCCUCCUCCUGCUCCUCCUCCUCCUCCUCCUCCUCCUGCUCCUGCUCCUGCCGCCAUCCCAGCUCCUCCCGUGAUCAAGCAGGAGGUUGACUGCGAGAUGCCUUGCCAGGAGUCCAGCCCGCUGAGGCAUCCGAAGUCUGCUUCGUCCUGCUACUCCGCGGAGACGUCCCCCAGAGUCCCCUGGCCGGGCUCAGAUGCAAACCUCGCGGGCGAGCUGAGCGGCAUUCCUGACAUCAAGAACGCGCUCUCCAGCCCUCAGGAUCACCUUUUCCAAAGCUCCCCACAAAAAGGUGUAAGCCCGGGGCCCUUGGCCUCCCCAAAGCACGCUGGCGACGGAGCCCUGAAGGAAGAGCCGGUGGAAAAGCCAGUGCAGUGCCCGCCAGUUCCUUCAAGUGGGGGAGAAGAGGAGGAGGAGGGGGAGGGGGAGGAGGACCACGAGGACCAGAGCACCGGUUCCCCCUCAUCCAGUUCUUCACGACCCCUCAAGGUGAGGAUCAAGACCAUUAAGACGUCAUCUGGAAGCAUCACCCGGACAGUGACGAGGGUCUCGUCCGACUCUGAGGCCGGAGCCGCCAAGCUGUCUUUGGAACACAGCGGGCCAGAGACCCCAGUGGCGGAGGAGGCGCUGGUCCCUGCCGUCCCCCAGAAAGAGGAGGCGGCUCCAGAGAACCCUGGCCUGAAGGCCGUGGCCGCCAGCCCGGUGAAGGUGGUGGAAGGCCCCAAAGUGGUCAGCGUGCAGCUGGGGGACGGGACCAAGAUCAAGGGGACGGUGCUGCCGGUCUCCACCAUCCAGAACGCCAGCAGCGCCAUGCUCAUGGCUGCCAGCGUGGCCCAGCAGAAAGCGGUGGUGCUGCCCAGCAAGGCUUUGACCAAGAACAUCAUCAGCUUGGUGCCCCAGGCCCUCCCCAAGGUCACCGAGGUCAGGAGCGGGGGGGCGGCCCAGGCAGUCCCCACCCCCGCCAGCCAGAAGGUCAACGGCACCACGGUGGUGGUGAUGCAGCCCCAGAAAUCCUCGCCGCCCGUCGCCGGCACGGUUAUCUCCCGCAGCCAGUCCAGCCUGGUGGAGGCCUUCAACAAGAUCCUCAACAGCAAGAACCUGCUGCCCACCUACAAGCCAAACCUGCUCCCUCCCGCCGAGGCCAGCCUGACCCUCCCGCCGCUCGGCUACCGCUGCCUGGAGUGCGGCGACGCCUUCGCGCUGGAGAAGAGCCUGGCGCGGCACUACGACCGCCGCAGCCUGCGGGUGGAGGUGACCUGCAACCACUGCGCCAAGCGGCUGGUCUUCUUCAACAAGUGCAGCCUCCUCCUCCACGCCCGGGAGCACAAGGACAAGGGGCUGGUCAUGCAGUGCUCCCACCUGGUCAUGCGGCCCAUCGCCCUCGACCAGAUGAUCGGCCAGCCGGACAUCGCCCCGCUGGUCUCCAUGGCCUCCUUGAACGCCAGCAAGACGGCCUCCCCUGCCGGCAUCACGCCUGAUUCGGGGGUGGCCAAUGGGGCCGCCGCCCAGGAGCUGCCGGUCCUGCCUUUGAACGGCAGUGCCGAACAGCCAGCCACCAACUCUUGCCAGUGCCUGGAGUGCAAAGAGCAGUGCAAGGACAAAGCGGGCCUGGCAGCUCACUUUCAACAGACCGGAAGUGCGACCUCCACGGUGUGCAACAGCUGUCCGAUGAUCAUGGCUAACCGCUGCAGCUUCAGCGCCCACCAGCGCAUGCACAAGAGCCGGCCGCCCCACGUCUGCCCUGAGUGCGGGGGGAACUUCCUCCUGGCCAACUUCGACGCACACCUGAAGGACGCCUGCCUCCAUUUCUCCCGUAGGAUCGGCUACAGGUGCCCGAGCUGCUCUGUCGUGUUUGGAGGUGUGAACUCCAUCAAGUCCCACAUCCAGACGUCGCACUGUGAAGUGUUCCACAAAUGUCCCAUCUGCCCCAUGGCGUUCAAGUCGGCCCCCAGCGCCCACGCGCACAUCUACACCCAGCACCCGGGCUUUAGCAACCAGCAGUCCAAAAUGAUCUACAAAUGCGCCAUGUGUGACACGGUCUUCACCCACAAGCCUCUGCUCUCCUCUCACUUCGACCAGCAUCUGCUCAACCAGAGGGUGAGCGUGUUCAAGUGUCCCGGCUGCCCUCUGCUCUUCGCCCAGAAGCGGACGAUGCUGGAGCACCUGAAGAACAGCCACCAGCAGCAGAAGCCCAAGGAGGAGCCUGCAAAGAAGCUGGCCCCCGCCGCGGCCCCAAUUACCCCCAAGCAGGGGCCGGCCGAGGAGGAGCCCCCGCCUCCCGCCUCCAAGGCCUCCGAAUCGUCGUCGUCCUCCUCCUCCUCCUCGGAAGACGACCCCCCCAGCUCCCCCGAGCUGCGCAAGAGCAAGCGGGGCCGGUUUCAGCGCAAGACGGAGCUGGGCAGGAGGUCCCGGAGCAAUGGCUGGACCUGUGGGAUCUGCCACUCGUGGUUUCCGGAGCGAGACGAGUAUGUGGUGCACAUGAAGAAGAUCCACGGGAAGUGCGUGAAGAAAUUCCCGUGUCACCUGUGCGAACGGUCCUUCUGCUCCGCCCCCAGCCUGCGGAGGCACAUCCGGGUGAAUCAUGAGGGCAUCAAGCGUGUCUACCCUUGCAGGUACUGCACCGAAGGCAAACGGACUUUCAGCAGCCGUCUCAUCCUGGAGAAGCAUAUCCAGGUGCGGCACGGGAUCAAGGUGACCGACGCCAACCGGAGCCAGGAGGUACUCGCCACCCGCUUGGGCUCCAGGAACUCACAGGUCUCCAGCCGGAAACGCAAGCUCUCCUCUGACGAAGGGGACUCAUGCAGCGAAGAGCCGGACAGCACCACCCCACCCUCCAAGACCCCCAAAGGCAACCGGAGGUCCCUGUACCACUGCCGCAAGUGCGGCUACAUUGCCCCCACGGCGGCCGAUUUCCAGGAGCACAUCCCGCGGCACAGGACAGGCGAGAGCGCCCACCAGUGUCACGAGUGCGGACUCUGCUUCACCUCUCAGGUCUCCCUGAACCGUCACCGCUUCAUCACCCACAAGAAGAAGCGAGGGACAGGGGAGGGGGAGGCCGGUGUCCCCCGGGGGGGCCCCGAGGAAGGCUCCCCCUCGGCCGCCGAAGGGAACCUCUCCUGCACCGUCUGCGGCAAAGGCUUCGACACCCAGCUCAACCUCAAGACUCACUUCCGCACCCACGGCAUGGCCUUCAUCAAAGCCCGACAGACCGUAGGGGCCGAGAACUAGCUGGGCCCAGAGCGGGCCCCGGGGCCACGACUGGAGGGGCGUCCCCCGCGUGGCUUCUUCCGAGGGUUGAGUGCGAGGUGCUGGGAUUGGGGCUGGGGAAGGGGCCUCAUUUGUCAUCCUAGAAGGGCUUUCGGUGGCUGCUUCUUGGAGUCGGAGCCUCCCUCGGCAGGCGACUUUGGGGUGGAGCUGGGGGUCUCGCGCUCUUUUUUUAAACCUCUUGCGGUAAAAGGUUGUAGGGCUUAAGUAGCAGAGAGAGUAGAAGCAUUAAAUCCACUCCCCUCCACGCGCCCCGCACCCAGAAGCGAUCCCAGGGCGUCGGCUGUCUCCACGUGGGGGUGUCCCGCCGAGGGGCCGGACGUCAGCUCUCGUCAUCUGUGCUGCCUGGAUGUCACGGGUGUUGGAGCCCGAUGUGUCAAGAGGACGUGUGUUUUGCAAAAACCGCCCUGGCGUGAAAGGCGGGUGGCGUCUGUUCUUCGGCUGUCCCCCCUCCGAUCCUCCUUUCCUGCCCCAAGGCUGCUUGAAGGCUCUGAGAGGUUUUCCCCCAAGAGGAAUUCUGGCUCUUCCCGUCUUUCUUUUGCUAUUUCACGCUUCUCAAACUUUGGGUGGUUCCCCCCUCUGUCUGGAAAGGGUGGCUCCUAGGGCAAGGGGGCCGUCUCCUACCCCAAAUCAUGGCUUGAUUCAUUUGUGUCCCAGAAGAAGUGGAUUUGCGUUCCCUCCGCCGACCGACGGCGAAGGCUAACGAAAGCGAGCCAAAAGUUUUUACCUUCCCAGACCGUCCCAGGGCACGGGGUUUGGAGGUCUGUGCCUGGCCCCCACUUCUCCUCAGCUUGGUGCCCUCCCGGUAUUCGGGACUUCCCCUCUGCUCAUCUCUGUCCCCUCGUCUUUGCUGGAGUCCAAAAUACCUCAAGAGCAUCCGGUGCUUAGAACAAACCCGGUUAGUCGAGGCCACACCCUGACUAAUCUGCACGUUCUCCACGACGUGGCGUUGCUUGUCAAAUACAAUUUGGCCAGUUCGUGUGACGCGUCUACACCCCGGUGGGGUGGGGGGCAGCAGGCGGAAAUUGGUUCCUCUAAAUGGGGGGGGUCUUUCUCUCCCAACGGGCAGGUAGCCAAGCCGACUCAGGAGGGCGUUUUCAUGGAUGGCUUAUGUACUGCUCUUCAACGCCCCCCCCCCGUCCCUAUGCUCCCCUUUGUCGGAUCCUUGAUGUUCCAGCAGGGAUCGGCUGGGUAAUCACGUGUUUGUCUGCCACAGUGAUUUUUGGAGUCUGAUCUCCCCCAUCUCUUUUCCCACCGAAACCCCGAUUCCCAGCACCGUCCUUGCCCCCCACCUUCCCGCCCCGAGCUUUCCUCGACUGUUUAAGCAAAAUCCGAAGCCACGUUCCCACCCGACCACGCCCAGCUCAGCCCCCUGGAAAACGGUCAAACUCCAAGCCCGUCUGGGCGGCAGCCGGUCGGACCGGGCACCUUUUUUAUUGGAAGAGUUUAGGUAGCCGCUGCGGGUUCAAAAAGGCGCAUUUCCGUGCUUUAGGCCUCCAUGUGCUUUACCCCCCUCCCCUCCCCUUUGAAUCGUGCCGAAUGGAGAAAAUGACUUUGGUUUUCGUCUUAAGGUAUUUCUUUUGGGGGGGGUCUCUUUUGAUUUGUGUUUAUUUUAGUUCUGGGGUUUCGUUUUGUUUUUGAGUUGUCACUAAUGCAAACUAACCGAGCGCGUGUCCUUUAAACAAAUCUUGUAACAUAUACUUAAAAGAAACGAGCGAACGAAAGCAAACAGGUUCGGUGACUGUGGUAACUUCUUAUUUCCAGAAGGAGCAUCUGGGGAGAAAGACCCUUUCCUGCUUGGCAAAAAAGGGGGGCGGGGGCGGGCGAUGGGUUAAAAUUAGGUUUUCAUCAUCAUUUGUUUAGGAUGUCCAUGUUAAUUUGGUGCUUGUCUUAGUACUACUGGGGUGGGGAUUGUGCAAAAUAGUUAUCUCGGUUCCGUGGGAAUUCUUAGCAGCUCUGGCAGGCCAGAGGCUGGUGGUCUCGAAUCCUCCAGGCCUUCCUUCGAUGAAUUUUCCUCUCCCGCAAACACAGCCUGCAAAGGCUCUCUCGGCGGCUUUUACUCUCUGGCGCGUUUGCUCAAGGUUGCGGCUCCCAUUUUCCAGAGGCCAAACAUGGGGGUCUCCGUGGCGCGCAACCUGAGCUUGGUCGGGGCUCCUUUGCACCUUUGAAGUUACAGACCCUCUGCUCUAACAGCAGGAGGAGACGGAUUUCGGCCAGUAAUUCCACUUGCGCAUCACGCUAAGCCGGCCUGCUUUCUUAAUCAUGGUCUGUUGAAGAAGCCAUAGUGACCUGGGUUUCGCCCCGAUGCAAAUUAU